Nematolebias whitei (Rio pearlfish) is the source of this 1938-nucleotide messenger RNA. RefSeq names its product interleukin-6 receptor subunit beta. The record is from RefSeq and is a predicted model, not a curated record. Gene Ontology annotation, molecular function: protein binding. NCBI's taxonomy places the organism in Eukaryota, Metazoa, Chordata, Actinopteri, Cyprinodontiformes, Rivulidae. The transcript has 15 exons. Bases 1 to 1938 code for a protein of 645 amino acids.
AUGGAAAUCACAGUGAGACACACUCAGCUGAGGUCGUGUGAGAAAAACGAGCGUUUGUGCGUGACCAGCCUCAGGGACUGCGACCUUCGACCUCCUCUGUCUCUACAGAAGGCCCUGGAUGUGACCUGUUACUACCAGGAAAUGACUGACAGAGUCCGAUCCGUGACGUGCGCGUGGGGUCAGGAGUCACAGGUUCAGCCUGACUCCUCCCUGAUCUUCAGCAGUGGGUCUAAAAUCACAUGGUGUGGGGGCGUCUUUAACCCAGCUGCUGUCCUCAAUGUGACGGUCAGAAUGAAGGACUACGAGACCGGGGGGGAGAUCUGGUCUCGGCCUCAAACUGUGUUUCUCUUCGCAGCAGUCAAACCCAGUCAGGCCGUUCUGACGGUCCUCGCUUCCACUGAAGACUCUCUCGUCGUGUCGUGGAAAAGCAGCGUCGACGGCCUCUGUCGUCUUCGCUACAGACCCAUCAGAACUCAUCAGUGGACCCAGAAUUCAGAUGUAGUUGCUGCACACGCAGAUCAGGACCUGAAAUACACGAUCAGAAACCUGCUGCCGUUUAACGUGUACAGAGCAUCUGUGGCCUGCAGAGGCGAGCUGGGCUUCUGGAGCGAGUGGAGCUCCGGCACAACCGGACGGACGCUGGACAGAGUGCCGUCCAGGCCCUCAGAGGUCUGUUACAGAGUGGAGACAAACGAUGCUGCUGAACCUCUCCUUCAUCUCAGGUGGAAGGCUCCCGACCCUGGUGAGCCUCAGGGUCGUGUGCUUGGAUACCAGGUGAUCGUCAAUCCUCGGCUGACCCAAAACGUCACCGAGACAUCGGCUCUUCUUCUGGUGGAGGAGGGGGACUACAGCGCCUCUGUUCAGGCCUUCAACACCGCCGGCCUCGGACCGGCUGCACGGCUUCACGUCAACACAAAAAAACGCAUCAAUCCUCCUUCUGUACAAAACUUGUGGAUUUCAAGCCAUUACCCACAAAACAAACUUGUUGUCCAGUGGGCGCUCCCCCCCUCCUCAUCCUCUGCUCCUCUUGUCAGCCAUGCCACUGUGGAGUGGUGCUCAAAGAAAAAGCCGUCCUCCAGAAACUGGACCAGCGUGGAAGGCCUCGCAGCCUCCGCUGUCAUCCGAGAUGUUGAGCCUGAGGAGUCCUACCUGGUCAGUGUUUUCCUCGUCUACCACCAGCAGUGUGGAUCUCCUCAGUCUCUGACGGCCAGUCUGCAGCAGGGAGCUCUGGUGGAAGCAAUCAACCUGAACGUUGCCAGUGUGACUAAAACAACAGUGACAGUAAUGUGGGCGUGGCAACAGAAGUCUGGACCAAUCAGAGUGAAGAGAUACAGGGUGAUGCUGAGGAGAGAUGCUGACACACAAACUCUGUCGUUAUGGCCGGACCAACAGCAGCACACCUUCUUCAACCUGACCCCGAACACGGAGUAUGCUCUUCUGCUGUUGGCCGAUGACGUUUCCAGAAGCAUCAUUACUGUGACCACACGUUUUGAUGAGGUUCCAGCUGUGGCGACGGCGACUCCUCUUCUGCUGCUGGCCGUCACCAUGAUGAUCAUCUCCGUCCUGUCCAGGACUGUGUACAAGUCGUACUUCUUCCCUCCCAUCUCCAGCCCUCGAUUAAGCUCCACAGGCCGGUGGCUGAUGAGCCCAAACCCAAAGAAAUACGGCGAGAGAAACACCCUGGAUAUGAAAGACUUCGAGGUGACGGAUCUUCUCGAAAACAAACGUCUCGUCGGCUCAAGCGACCAGUCAUCAGACGACCUGCGUGAGGUCGUCUCUCCUCUGCCAAUCAGCAUUCAGACGUCAGCCAUCAGUCUGAGCGUUGGCGACGCCGGACCAAUCAGAGAGCUGCUCGCACAUCAGCCGUACGGUCCCAUCAACACGGAUCUGACCUGUGACAUGGAGUAUCUGAUGAUACCCGACGACAGGCCCAUGUGA